UCUUAGAUCAUGUUGCCUUGGGAAAUGAAGAGUGGAAUCCAUGGGAAGGGGACGAGAAAAAUGAACUGGUUGCUUCUCAGCAGAGAUACGAAGCUAAUCUUAAGAUGAUAAAAAAUGCAAGAUCUCACCUAGAACAAACCAGUCUUAGAGUACAGAUUUGGGGCAAAGCAGCAAUUGGUCUUUACCUUUGGCAACAUAUUUUUGGAGGGCACCUUCAGCCAGCUGAUGUGACUGCACAGUGGAGAGAAGGAAGCCAAAAAGUAGGAAAAACGUAUUUCAGCUUCAUCACUGGUCCAUCUGUAGUUCCUGGCUACUUCUCAGUUGAAGCUGAAAAUGUUGUGCUAGUUCUGAAUGGAAGAGAAAAAGCAAAGAUCACUUACGCCACUCAGUGGUUGCAUUACGCACAAAUGUUAAUUCAGACUCACAAAAUACAGCAUGUAGCAGUUGUGCUGCUUGGAAAUGAGCAGUGCAACAAUGAAUGGAUUCAACCAUUCCUGAAAAGACAUGGAGGAUUUGUAAAUCUACUCUUUGUUACAUAUGACUAUGCGUUGGUAAAUGAAGAAGAUAUGUUCCAGUGGCCUUUAGGAGUAGCUACCUACAGAAAUUUUCCAGUUGUAGAACCCAGCUGGUCAAUGCUACGUGAUCCAAGAUCAUAUCUGUGUAAUUUCUUAGGAACAGUUUAUAAGAACUCUUCUAGGGAAACCCUAAUGGAAAUUCUGAAGCAGGAUGGGCUUGAUAAGCUUUGCUGGAUUGCAGCCAGAGAUCAGUGGCAGCCUCAAGAAACAAAUGAAAGUUUCAAAAACUAUCAAGAUGCCUUGCUGCAGAGUGAUUUGACAUUGUGCCCAGUGGGAAUAAAUACAGAAUGCUAUAGAAUUUAUGAAGCUUGUUCAUAUGGAUCUCUGCCUGUUAUAGAAGAUGUAAUGACACCGGGUGAUUGCGGAAAUUCAUCAAUGUACCACAGUGCUCCAUUACAAUUACUAAAAACCAUGGGGGCUCCAUUUAUCUUUAUUAAAAACUGGAAAGAGCUUCCUGCUGUUCUAGAGAAAGAAAAAAAAAUGAGCUUACAAGAAAAGAUUCAAAGGAGAAAAAAGCUUGUAGAAUGGUAUCGAAACUUCAAAGCAUGGAUGAGACAGAAAUUCAUUAAUACUUUGGAAAAUUCAUUUUUGCCCAGUGAUAAAGGAUAAAUUGUCCCUUUUGAAAAUCUAGACUAGAUUGAAAGCUUAAUUUCCAUUAACCUUCCGUGGAAGCUUUUAUACAAAAGAAAUCUCACAGGGCAGAUGCAUUCCUUUUGAAGUCAACAGAAUUGCGCUAGCUUGGCCAAGAGCUACGUUCGGCCCUCCAUCCUUAACAAUUUUCAGAGAGGUUGUUGACUUAGCAGGGUGGUAGUCUGUAAGGAUGACAACAGUUUUAUUACUAGUCUUACAAUUUCCAUGUUGGUGUGUGACCUGAUAAAUUUUUUUUUUAGGGGAAUAUCUUUGCGCAUGUGAACUUGUUAAAAUGCAACAUGAGUACAACAGUUGUGUUUGAAGAAGAGAGAAGAAUGAAAGCUGUAUGGUACAGAGUAAUUUAUUAUGUAGACUAAAGAAGAAAAGUAUGAUUAUAGCAAAAUUGCCAGGUUUAGCACAAUCAUUAAGAUACAUCCUGGUGGCAGCAUUCCCCGUUCCUGUGGUCUUCAUUUUUUUCAUCUUCAGGAAUAUAUAAUUUGUAGCUUGGGCUGCAUUUUUAAAACAAACAGGACAGAACUGAAGUAUUAUGCACGGUUUCCAUUAAAUGGGUGUUUUCAGAAGAUACGAGAUGCAAAAUAAAUGCAUCAAACAGAAAUGAGUCAUUCACUAAG
Aptenodytes forsteri (emperor penguin) is the source of this 1837-nucleotide messenger RNA. It is a transcript of the gene RXYLT1, whose product is annotated as transmembrane protein 5. Gene Ontology annotation, biological process: protein O-linked glycosylation via mannose. The record is from RefSeq and is a predicted model, not a curated record. The transcript is spliced from 6 exons. Gene Ontology annotation, cellular component: Golgi apparatus. Gene Ontology annotation, molecular function: ribitol beta-1,4-xylosyltransferase activity. The coding region runs from base 105 to 1184 and encodes 359 amino acids. NCBI's taxonomy places the organism in Eukaryota, Metazoa, Chordata, Aves, Sphenisciformes, Spheniscidae.